Lotus japonicus is the source of this 2724-nucleotide messenger RNA. RefSeq lists its product as uncharacterized. The record is from RefSeq and is a predicted model, not a curated record. Gene Ontology annotation, molecular function: DNA-binding transcription factor activity, RNA polymerase II-specific. The transcript is spliced from 4 exons. Lineage: Eukaryota; Viridiplantae; Streptophyta; Magnoliopsida; Fabales; Fabaceae. Bases 1 to 2724 code for a protein of 907 amino acids.
AUGACGAGCACAUUUUUCUAUGAUGAUGAAAUGCUGCUUCUAAAACAAGAUAAUGAUGUCAGUGAAGGAAUGUUGCUUCAACAACAAGAUAAUGUUCAGCCUAUAAGUGUGGAUACCACUCAUUUAUGGUCGACCGAUCAGAUAUUUGAGACUGUUGAUGACCUUAAACAAUGGGCUAAGAAUGUUGGGAAGGACAAUGGAUAUGCGAUUGUGACUGGAAGGUCUGAUUAUUCCAGAAAAGGUGGAAAUAUGUAUAUUGUUCUGCGGUGCUCGAAGCAUGGUGUGUAUAUCCCGUACAAGGACCCUAAGUCUUUCAAGUACAACUCCACCGGAUCACAAAAAUGUAAUUGUCCUUUUAAACUUAAAGGACGACCUACGGAGGGUGAUAGAAAUUGGUGGCUGAAAGUGUUGGAAGGGGUACACAACCAUGAACCAGCUAGAUCUUUGGUUGGCCAUUCCUAUGCUGGUCGACUAACAGAAGAAGAGAAGGUUCAAGUCGACAACAUGAAUAACAAUUGGGUCCCACCGAGACACAUGUUGGCCACUUUGAAGGAAAAUAAUCCGGGUAACUUGUCUACCAUCACUCAAGUGUAUAAUCGCAUCAAAAAAGUUAAAGAACUAGACCGCGGGCCACUUACAGAGAUGCAAUAUUUGCCGAAGAAGUUGGCAGAAGCCAACUAUGUUCACUUUGAAAGACAUGAAGAAGAUUCGGGUGUCAUUAUGGAACUUUUCUGGGCUCAUCCUAAUGCUAUUAAACUCUUCAACACAUUCCCUCACGUGGUAAUCAUGGAUUGCACAUACAAGACAAACAAAUUUCAAAUUCCAUUGCUUGAAAUGGUUGGCCUCACUUCUACUGGUCUGACUUACUCCAUUGCAUUUUGCUACAUGACUCGUGAGCGCACACCUGACUAUGUUUGGGCCUUGGAGUGCAUGAAAUCUCUACUUGCUGACCCUGCCCGAUUACCUGGAGUGAUUGUGACUGAUAGGGAAUUGGCUUUACUCAGUGCUGUUCGGAAUAUUUUUCCUGAGGCUACCCAUUUACUAUGCCUAUUUCACAUAAACAAGAAUGUUGAGGCAAAGUGCAAAUUGUGGGUUGACACAACGGAUUUUAAAGCCUUAGUGAUGCAAAAGUGGAAUGAAGUGGUAUAUGCGGAAACAGCUACACAAUUUGAGGAGGAAUGGAGCGACAUGUGUGAUAUGUGUAAGGAUCAUCCAAGGUUCACAUCGUACAUUUAUGACACUUGGUUGGUUCACAAGGAGAAAUUUGUGAAGGCAUGGACAAACAGAGUGAAGCAUUUUGGAACGACAACAAGUAAUAGGGCUGAAAGUGCACAUGCAAGCUUGAAGAAGAUGCUUAGGAACGGCAAGGGUAACCUGUGCGAUUCAUGGGAAGCAAUUGAUAGGUUGACCAUUGUACGCCACAAUGCAAUACAAGCAUCGUUUGAGCGCAGUAUUAACAUUGUAGAGCACCGUUUCAAGUCUCCAAUGUAUAAGAAUAUGAGAGGAUUCGUUGCUAAACAUGCACUUCACCUAAUGUAUGAUGAACAAAACAGGUUUUGGGGUCAUGGUGAGAAAUGCGGUUGCGUGAUGAAAGUCACUCAUGGACUACCUUGCGCUUGUGCACUUCAGAGUAUGGCCUCAAUUCCGUAUGCAGCAAUUGAUCCAUUCUGGAAGAUACUUUCUUGGGAACAAGUGCCUGUUGUGGAGAGUCAAACCUCAAACAGUGGAUGCAUGCCGCUAGAGAUUGAGGCUUUGUGGGCUCAUUUCAAUACCUUGGAUGAUGCGGGCCAAAGUAUGCUGAGAAGGAAACUUAAAGAGCUUUAUUGUCCUCAAAUCAGUUCAUUGUGUCCUCCUGAAGUGAAGAUAAAGCACAAUCAAUCGUCCAAGGAGAGGAAAACCAAACCUCCCAGAGGUCAAUCAAUAGGAUCCACCCAGCGUGACCUUUCACAUUGGGAACUUGUUGACAAUCAGACCAAAGAACAAGAAGCGAAAGCUAGCAAGAGGAAACCUAGGCUCACCAAAACUCCUAAAACAACUCCAACAUCGCAAGCUCCUAAGUCAAAGAACAAGAAGGCUAUGACGGCCACCGGCUCCAAAAUCUACUUACCGGAGUUGCCAUCUUUUUUAUGGCCAUAUAUACAUGAAGUGAUAGAUGUUGUCGGGGAUGGUAAUUGUGGAUACAGAGCCGUCGCUGCAUUGCUGGACCUUCAGAACGGUCAGGACGGUUGGCCUCGGGUUAGGGAAGAGCUGAUUGUAGAACUCACACUCUAUGAGAAACACUAUACACGCAUGUGGGGUUAUGAUGUGGUACAAGCCAUGCACAAUCGUCUCACUCUCCCUCCUGAUGGUAGGGCCACUAAAGCCAAAUGGAUGCAUCUACCGGAGAUGGGGUACCUUAUUGCUAACCGGUUUCGGGUGGUUUUCAUCUCCAUCUCGUUAAAAUCUAGUUACACUUACCUUCCGAUGAGAGGAGGCGCCCCACCGUUAGAACAUCCUGUCAUAGCUAUUGGUCAUGUGACCAAUCACUUUGUACAGCUGAAGUUGGUGUCUGGACAUCCUAUGCCGCCAAUUGCUCCCCAAUGGGAAUACAACGUUGAAGAACCCGAGUCCGAAUGGUGUAAACCGUAUAAAGAGCGUUUGGAUAGAUUUAUGGCUGAACACACUGUUUGGAUUGGUCCUCGUGUUAUUACAAACUUUGAUUUAACAGACAUAACAGAAGAUUGA